GACUAAGGCCAUUGUUCAACAGCGCAAAUCUACCACUGGGCGGAUACAAAGGAACUAAGAUGGCGUGGUUGACGUCCACUGAAAGUGCAAAAAGAGAGGAGGACGGAAGGACAUUAGCCAAAGUUGGUGUUUCGUUACGCUUCCCACAGCUUCAUUAGCAGUCGUUACUCAACAAAACAACAGGGCUCAGCUAGUAGGUAGGAUUCGUCCCCGCAGAGCCUCUAGGCUACUCCAGAAGCCGUGCGAAAAUGACCUGAGAAGGAAUCCGAAACGUGCUUGGUUUUACGACAGUUGCUUGGACCGCUGCUGCGGCUGUUUGCAGCGAACUUGGCUUGACUGAGUUGGAUGGUUGUGGCUCACAAGAUGUUGGCUAGCAGGAGGUGCAGCGUAGAGCAGUUGCUGACAUUGUUGCUACUUCGAGGUGUCCUGUUGGCAAACUGGAGAUCAUUGCAAUGCCAGGCAGCUGCACUAAGCAGUCAUGGAUUUCCGACCAAGCUGAAAACUUCGUCGACUACUUCCCCAGUGCUAUCAGUACCCGUUCCACUUGUAACACCUCCACAAGCAGCAGCAGAAGAAACAGCAACACCAUUGCCUCCACCACCACAAGUUCCACCACAACCACCGGAAACGUACAAAUCUGCUUCACAAUCGCAGCUUAUAUAUGAGCAACACCCAAGAUACCUGCCAUUCUACAUACCAAAGCUAAAGGAUGGACUAAGUGAUCCGUCUACUACUGCAACUCCCCCGGUGAUAUCAGUACCCGUGCCCGUGCCACUUGUAACACCUCCACAAGCAGCAGCAGAAACAGAGGUGAAACCAGUGCCACCCGUGGCUGUUUCAGCAGUAGCAACACCACCACAACCUCUCCUGGCUGUUUCAGCAGUAGCAACACCACCAGAACCUCUCGUGGCUGUUUCAGCAGUAGCAACACCACCAGUUCCUAUCAUGGCUGUUUCAGCAGUAGCAACGCCACCAGAACCUCUCUUGGCUGCUUCAGCAGUAGCAACACGACCAGAACCUCUCUUGGCUGUUUCAGCAGAAGCAACACUACCAGUACCACUACCACAAACUCCAGAGCCACCGCCAACAACAUAUCCACCGCCUCAAAUACUUGUAAAUGAGCAAAAUGUGCGGCACAAUGUUUUCGAUUCCACGGCGGAAGUAUACGAACGAACGUCUCGUCCCACCGACACGGUGAGCCAUCCACGUCCAACUCUACCACCUCGGCAGACUGCUAGUCAUUAUGUUGAGGGUCUGCAUGUAAUAAAUGAGAACUUCAAUUCACAGAUCCAUGAUGAGCGAACCAGUCAAAAUGCCCCAACGCUGCCACCUAGGAAUGAACCCGACAAAGGUGCUGGUGUUGUAAGGGCUGUGGUGCCACAGACGUUUCACUUUGUUCCUGAAGUUCUUCGUGUGCAUACCGUAACCAGUCAAAAUGCCCCAACGCUGCCACCUAGGAAUGAACCCGACAAAGGUGCUGGUGUUGUAAGGGCUGUGGUGCCACAGACGUUUCACUUUGUUCCUGAAGUUCUUCGUGUGCAUACCGUUGCGCCACUGACGUUUCACAUUGAUCCUGAAGUUUUUACCGUACCGCCGAGGGAGAUCCACACAAUGGUCCCUUUUCAGCAACAUGAUUCCCACCAGGCAGAAGUGUUUACAGCGGGGCCAGAUGUAUUUGUCUUCGACCAUGAUCCAGAGCGAACCACACCACCUAAUCCGACCACCAGUCGCCCGAAUCCCACUGAGCCUGUGCCUCCCAUACCUGUAGGCCUACCUGGUCCCACGACUCCUGGAAUCCACUUCAAAGAAACACCAAAGACCAGUAGAGAUACAGGGUUCGGGCCAGAACUUGUUCCAAAGAAACCUGAUGUCUUUGAGCCACCUCGUUAUGAUACGCAACGGAUGGCAACGGAACUCACUGUCUACAGGGAAUUCACAUCGUUGGUAUUUUGCGGAGGUGGCAGUAUUCACUGUCUUCAGAACUGCUACUCAGUUGCUGCCCAGGUUGGAGAUAAAACUCGCUACGCAUGUGUCUCUGAUAACAAGCUGGCGGAACCCAGUCAAGACACAGUCGCAUUAAACCGUCCAGCUUGCAAGACUGACAGUGAGAGCAGUGUUCUCAGUACGGCUUACUUCGACAUUAAUGGAACGUACCUUCCAACAAGCCUAGGCAAGCCAGUGCCAGUGCGCGGUGGUCUUGUGAUGAUCCUGUUUGAAGUGUCCGCCGCAAGAGAUGCAUCACGCCAUCUGUCGGGAUAUAAGGAGAUUCUAAGAAGCCUUGAAGCUCACCUGAGCACACUUAACACAGGACUGCCGUCUUCAGGUCGAAAGAAUCGCUUUGGAUUCUUUUCAUUUGCAAAAGGAGCGGAUAAUCAGUCAGCUACAAUAGCUCAAACUCGAAUCACUGAGGAUUUUAAUGCGUUCACAACGGAAAGCAUCAACGAGCUAAGUUUGCAGCAAAGUGAUGCUAAUGGUAGCUUGGUGAUUGAGAUAGGUGCCGCGAUUAAUGUUGCUUUGGACACCCUUGAGCAACACUACUCCGGAUUUUCCUGUGAGCUGAUCAUUGCCACCUACUCAGAACAAGCACUCAAAGUGAACAGUGCCACGGACCAGGUUCUGGAUGGACAUCCAGUACUUCGGGCACUGUCAAAGUGCGGCGUGCAUGUGCUUGGGAAGGUACAGUUGAGAUCUGCUCGCCUGAACUUCGGUCGUUCCGUUGAAACACUGGGCAUAGCCGGCAUGGUGUCUGCCGAUAUCAGUCACAAUCAACGGCAGUUUGACUGGAUUGCAGAUGAGAAAGCUCGCAUCAAGGAUGCCGACUAUCCCGGGAAUGCAUUUGUUAAGAUGGCUGUAGCUGCUGGUGCUAGCGUGUGGAACAGCGACAGCAUGUUUGGCCAAUUCAAUUCGGAAGUGAGGAAGGACAGCCUGGCUGGUGUGGUAGCGUAUGACCUAACGAAGAGAAUGUCAAGACGUUAUUCCUGCACGCUGAACACCAGUAUGGUGUAUACGAAUGGCAGUGAUGAUGAGAUGUAUGAAUCACCACUGAACUAUCUACGCCGCAGGACAUUGGAAUAUCUGCCAUGUGGUGACAAUGACGAUGCUGUGGAGGAUUCGGGUGACUCUUACUGCUGCAAGUGUGCCAAUGGAUCACUCUCAUUGCCAACUCCGUUGAUUACGAUCAAUGACACGGCGGUGUUCCCAGGCCAGAGUCCACUACCACAGUAUACUGUGAGGUCCGUACUGCUGAUAUCAUGUCGCAGCGUAAUCCGAACAACGUCCCUGAACGGCGACACUCUCACCACCUCGGUCAACUGGAUCAAACGGCCGCCAGCAGCACGUACUGGGUCCGUGGUGAACAACCCAAGUCUGGCUCUCUUUCCAAGUGUAGCGCUCAGAAUAGCCAAUGCUGACGCAGGCAGGUACUGUGCCAGCUGUCGUGGAACAGACUUUGCUGGUUAUGUCGACACUGAACAAUGCUUCAAUGUCGUCGAAAAAGCUACUUGUGAAAACAGUGGUGAAUAUGAGCCGGUGACAUAUCCGCGCGCUGAUGUGGUAUUCGUCCUGGACUACAUCAGUAAUGAAACACUCUUCGAGCAACUAUUGACCAUGCCACUGCGGGUAGAUCGCGACUUGGCGAAAGCCGGCAUUGGCAAUUUCACAACUGGUGACACCCGCCAUUUUAACGGUUUCUUCCUUGUCAUCCGACACAGUAAGAUAGUGGAUAAACGCCUAGUACCAAUCAUCAACAAGCACCUGAAUACCAAAAUCCACUUUCUUGCUCCACCAGAGCUAUAUGAUCCAACACGUGAUGAAGAAGUGACCAAGCUAAAACAACAGCGUGCCAGCCAGGAUUUUGGUCGUCCCCGUGGCCCGGGCAGAAGACCCUCAGGUCGCCGUGGUGGUCGUUAUGGCAUGCGAGAUCCCCCCCGCCGUCGUCCCCGCAGUGACCCAAGCAAUGAUGAUGUUGCUGGAGUGCACUCAGCUUCUAUUAUAAGAUAUACUCUAAAGAAGCUGGAUUUCCGACCAAACUCUCUUCGCGUGAUGAUCUUUGCAAGUGAAUCUGUCGUCAUGCAAGUGGAUACGGCUCAGGCUAAGCGUUAUGAAAUGGCACGCUAUAAUGGUCUGAAGAGUGUGCUAUCACCUCAACACAUCCAAUUCAUCUCAAUUCUCAGAAGGAGCUUCUACACCGAUGAUGGCAUGCUAGGCUAUGGCAUGGACCGUGACAGGAGAAUUGCCCUACGUGAAGGGACUGGUCAACUUCCCCAGUAUAAUCCACAACCGGCUGCCCCUGACACUGUUGAACCAAGAAGCGUUCAAACUGAACUUCCCGUGGCAAAGUUACUCAGAGACCUUGCCUUAGAUCUGCAAGGUUCUUCAUGGGAUAUCGACCUCAUUCACGAGCCCAUCGCUGUGCAAAAGCUGACGUCGGCGUUAGUACAGGCACUGGCAUCUCAGUCUAAGCUGUGUGAAUCCUGCAACUGUUCAAACAAUGCUGCAGAUCAGUCACAGCUAGGAGCUGCAAAGUGCUCACUAUCCAGAGACCAGGUGAUCUGCCAGUGUGUCUAUCACCCAAAGCUGGCGGACCCAGUUUGUGACAAGAUGAAGUUUAAAUCAUCAGCAUCCACUCUCAGUACGGGGGCAAUAGUGGCCUGUGUACUGGCGGCCAAUAUUCUCAUUCUUUUCCUUUACAUCGCCAUUCGUGUCAUUUGGACGAAGCGCAAGAAUCAUGUGGAAGCGAUGCGUUUCUUACGUCAAACACAGUAUGACCCGUUCAACUUCCACCAUGCCUUGGAACACAUUGCAUUGAGCAUGCUCACUGUUGGCCAGCCUGUGGAGGUAUUGACUGAAAACAUGCUGACAAUCAAAGAGCGUCUGAGCGGCGGUCACUAUGGCGAUGUGUUCAGGGGUGUGCUGAGAGUUUUUGAUUUUGAAAGAGGACGGGAGGAGUACCAAGCAGUGGCAGUGAAGAGACUGAAGCCAGCAUGUAAGGACCCAGCCCAGCAAAGUGCCUUGUUGGAGGAAUAUCUGCUUCAGAAGAGUAUCGGCUAUCAUGCCAAUGUCGUGCAAAUGCUGGCGGGCGGAAUGUACAGAGGGUCUCCAUGUAUGGUGAUGGAAUUCAUGGACUGCGGUGAUCUCCAUUCUUUCCUUCUCAAGAUGAGAUCAAAACAGGGCCGCAAUGACGGUGGUGAUGACGGUUACAUCAGGUCCAAUGUUGUGGACUCUGAACUGUCAGCCAAACAGUUACUGCAGAUUUCUUCCCAAUCGGCCAUGGGCCUCGAGUUUUUGUCUUCGAAGAAGGUAAUACAUCGGGAUGUGGCAGCACGCAAUGUCCUUGUCAAGUCAUUUGCCGACGACGAAAUACCCGUCGUCAAAAUCUCUGAUCUUGGUCUUGCUCGGUACUUGUUAAAUGAAGACAUGUAUCGCGCCCGGUCAAACCUUCCACUUCCAGUCAGGUGGAUGGCAGUCGAGUCUCUGGGAGCUGGCAUCUUCUCCUCCCAAAGUGAUGUCUGGGCGUUUGGUGUUCUACUCUGGGAGAUUGUCACUCUCGGUGCUUGUCCCUAUCCCGGUAUACCCACUGAUGUUCUCUUGCCAUACAUCGCCAGUGGAAACAGAAUGCCCCAGCCAAAUCAUUGCCGCGAUGAAAUUUAUGCCAUCAUGUCUACAUGCUGGAGAGCCAAUCCACCAGACCGACCUUCCUUUGCUGAGUUGGUAUUCAAACUGGAAGGAAUGAUGGAGGAGAGUGCAGAGUAUCUGCAGAUAUGUGCACCUGAUGUUCGACCAGAUUAUGAGGUGACCAGCUGGGAAGGUGGCAAUGAGAUAGAUGGUACUCUAGAAGCACAGGGCGGAAAUGAACUCCUUCUGCGGAAUCAAGAGGACUACAGAUCGGACCGCCGAUCCAGCCGCUCUCCAUCACCAUUCUAUGAGCAUGCAGAUCAACAGCAACGGCACGAUCGCUCCGAUAGGGCCUUCAUGGAUUCUGUGAGGACAACACUCGUUCCAGGACCUCCCAUACGCCUUCUCUCCUCAUCAUCUGAUACCAAUGACAGAUACACAGAUUGCCCACGUGGAUUUCCGGGUCGCCAACGUCGCUCCAGCCUCACAACUCCAAGGAUCACCGUGGAGGCUACAACGAUGGUGUGAGGGUUGACAAUGUGUCCAUGGUCGCUUUGUCUCAACUUGCUUGCAAUGCAGAGUUCUUGAUGUUUGGAGGCUUUUCCAUGAGAAUGUGUGUGUCAUUGUCCUUCAAAUGUGCAUUUUGAGCAUGAAUGAAUUUGGCCUUUGAAAUAGUGCAUGAUGUGAACACAAGCAUACCCUAUUGAUAUGAUAAUGAAGCGAAAAAAGCAGACCAUGCAUGCUAAGAAAUACUGAUAAUACUCUUUUAAACAAACUGCGCACGAGCGAGCCAAGGAAAUUGUGACCCACCCAUACGCCUCCUGUGGUGUUCACGAGAAAAGGCAGUUCAUCACCAGUGCCGCUGUAUGUACCCAGUUGUGCUAGUUGUGGCAGUUUUCCAGCCAGCAAUCUUUCCCACACCAUUUUCAAACAUACUCGUACCCCUGUUGUUCCUUUGGCUCACAUGCCAGUUCACCAAAUUCAGUUGCUUACAAUCUACCCACGAUGUCCUUUGGGGCAUUUUGCACAUCAAUUCAACAGUGCACUGUUUGCUAUUGAAACGCCUGGUACAUGGUAUGUAUCAUUGUCACCAUUUUUUCCUAUUUUUGCGAUGGUGCAUGGUACUAGCCUCUUUUCGGGCAAAAAUUAACACAAUGGAUUACAAUGCAAUGCAACAUACACUGGAGAAGAAAGCAGGAAAAUGCAUGUGUAAAAUAAAGAUUUUCAAACU
This is a messenger RNA of Sycon ciliatum, 6844 nucleotides long. RefSeq lists its product as uncharacterized. Gene Ontology annotation, biological process: cell surface receptor protein tyrosine kinase signaling pathway; multicellular organism development; protein phosphorylation. The record is from RefSeq and is a predicted model, not a curated record. Bases 346 to 6141 code for a protein of 1931 amino acids. Gene Ontology annotation, cellular component: plasma membrane; signaling receptor complex. The transcript has 39 exons. Gene Ontology annotation, molecular function: transmembrane receptor protein tyrosine kinase activity; ATP binding. NCBI's taxonomy places the organism in Eukaryota, Metazoa, Porifera, Calcarea, Leucosolenida, Sycettidae.